CCCGCAAGCCGAAAUGCAGGAUAACAUUAUUUUCCGUGAGCAUGAGAUAUGGAAAAUUUGGGAUUGGUGAAAAUUGAGCAAGACACCUCUUCUGCGGAUACCAGUGUCAGAAAUGCUCUCAGCUCUGUUGGCUGUGACUUGAGUAAUAACAGAAGCGGUCCCUCUGCCAGCCCAAAUGGCAUCUCCAGUUUCUCAGGGAAAGCCAGCCCUGCCGUAAUACCUGGCGAGGUUGAUCUGCUGGCCUCUUUUUUGCAAGACACUGAAAGGUGUGGUGACUCUGAAAUAUUGAAGAACUGCGAGGCGAGGUGGUUACACUUCUUCAGGCUGGUGGGAAAGCAAUGCCAAGAACAGAUAGUUGCCCAACAGAAACACUUUUACCAGCAACUCCAUCACAUACAGAAUGAGAUCCGGCACUUGGUGAAAGUGCAACACCAGAAUGCGUGUUCAUGCGCAGACCGAAGCUCUCCAGCCAAGUGUGCGAACACUCCUUUUUCGCUAAAAACCCCGAUGGGGUUACAGUCUGAAACCUUUGAAAAAAAUGAGCUCUCCGUCCAUCAACUUAAAGCGAACAAAGCUGAGAACCAGCUGGAAGCUUCAGAGUGUCGCGCGAACAGUGUUUCGAUGAGCAGCGGGUAUGGCACCUGUUCCGCUACAGAACUGAGUCCUGACAAGGCUAAAGACAUCCGGGCGUGCAUGGAAAAUACAGGGGGGAUCACCAGCGGACAGGAUAGCGUAGCAUCAACGCAGAAGGCAUUAGUCACAGCCGUAGUUCAAAAUAAAAAAGAGUUUGCACACUCAACUGUAGAACAUGGUUUACCACUGAAGGACACUAUCGCUUUACUUGCUGAAUCUACGCUUAAGAUUAGUGAAGGUCGGUAUGGAGGAGCAGGCUGUAAAUCUUUAACAUCAUGGGCUCAAAAGCUUAAACAAACCCAGCUGAAAAGAACAAAUGCAGAAGAAGAAGUGCAUUCUGCCGAUGGGAAAGAGCAAACAAAGACUCUACCAUUUGAGAUUACUAGUCCUCCUGCCGCUGUUCCAUCAUAUCCUUUUUACCUCAGUCAACCAAGUGGAAGCCAAAACUCUUUAGUGUCUGACAUUUCAGGACUGACGUACUGGAAACUAGAUGAAAAGGAAACGUACCUCUCUUUGCCUGAGAAUUUUGGGAAUGAAUUUAAUACAUAUCCAGCUACGGUGUCCCCAGAACAGUCUUCUUCUGGCGAUGAAGUGAAGCCCUCCUCCUUAAAGGAAAUUUAUCACAAGAAACAAAGGGAGAGCAAGCAGCUUGCUGACUGGAACUUUUCGCCCUCGCAAUCCACCCACCCUCCUGAGAUCCUGACGCUGGACCCAACGCUGCACAUGAAACCAGGCCAGCAGAGUCCCGGACUUGCCCCACACGGCUUUUACAGGACCCCAGAGGAGGUUCCUUUUUCCCCAGACUCUAUGGCAGAUCCUGCUUUUUUCAUUCAUUCCGAUCCAGAUUCAUUUUCGCGCAUGAGUUCCGUAACAUCUCCUCAAUCUGCCGAUUCUCCAAAAUAUGCUUCUAGUACAACUGCUUUUCAAGUGGACCCCUGGAACGGUUGUGCAUUCCAGAAUGAAGCGGAGGGCACCAGCGGUUUUUACCCAGUGGCGUUUUCUCACCCAAGUCAUCACAUUUCAAACACCGAGGAUGAAGACAAUCUAACACUAAAACCAUCUUCAGCUGCACAGUCCCAGCUUCCCUCUGGUGGCAAUAGUUUGGCAGGUUACAGUGUUUCACUGACGUGCGCGGAAGACCCUGUGAUGCUGUCCAAGAUCAGGCAGAAUUUGAGGGAAAAACACGCCCGCCACAUCGCUGAUCUACGAGCUUAUUAUGAUUCAGAAAUUCAAAGCUUAAAGCAGCAGCUGGAGACAAGCCAUAAACUUCCUUUCAAAGACCUGAAGAAAAUUAAUCAAAGUCUUGCUGACAGAUGUGAUCAGUUACAGGCAACGUUGAACGACACUAAUAAUCGUAUGCGAGCCCUUGAAAAUAAGAAUAACGCUUUGGAGAUGGAAGUGACAGACUGGAGGGAGCGCUUCUCCAUUGUCAGCAGCACAACCAAAGCUUUGCGAGAGCAGGUUGAAGAGGUGCGUGCUGGCAGCAAAGAGAAAGACAACACCAUCAGCCGUCUGAAGAGGAGGCUCAAGGACCUGGAAGAAGCAUUUGAAAAAGCCCACAAGCUGUCAGAUAACAAAGACGCCAGGCUCAGAGCAGAAAACAACAUGUUUCAAAACCUUUUAGGAGAAUACGAGUCCCUUGGGAAGGAACAUGAAAGAGUUAAGGACACGUUAAAUGUAACUGAGAAUAAGCUGAUUGACGCACAUGCUCAGAUCUCUGAUUUGAAAAGAACAGUCUCCAAACUGGAAGCUCAGAUCAUGCAGCUGGAACACGAGAACCUACAAAAAUUUCGACACCUUGCAGACAGUCACGUAAAAACACCUUCUGCCAACAAACGCACAAACUCUGAUGUCAGCAGAAGGAAAUGGCUGAUACCUGGUGCAGAAUAUUCCAUCUUCACAGGCCAGCCUUUAGAAGGUGAUGAGAGCCCCAAAGAUAACAGGCUAGAAGAUGCGUAUGCUGCUUACAGGAACCAUUCUCCUCCAGAGAAGGACUCCUCUCCCGAUCCCUCACUUACAAAUGAAAUGGAGAAAAAAGAAAGGGAAAUGCCAGAAGCACCCAUAUUAAAAGCUGUUAAAGAACUUGAAGAAAGGAAGGCAUCGAAAAGUUGGGGCACACAGACAGAAAAAGAGGGGGCGGCUCCCACCAACAAAUCAACCAGCCGUCGUCUGACCGUUGGAUUUGAUGAAGCCUCGCUCGCUGCCAGUCGGUCCCCAGAGAAAGGCAAAGACAGGCACAAAAGAUACAGCUCGCCUUGUGGCCAGAGGUCCUCAUCUCUCCCCCCUUCCAAUAGGAAGUCAAACACUCCAAGUAAGACAGCAAGGAGAGAGAUAAUGCUGGCUCCAGCUGCUGUGACGUGCAGCCCGAAACGGUCUCCGAAAGAGAACCUGUCUCCAGGAUUUAGUUACUUGCUCAGCAGAAAUGAGAACACUGUGACAAGGUUUGAUAUCCUCCUGGAUGAGUUGGAAAAUGCUCCACCUGCCUCACAACACAGCAACCCACGGAAAAGGCUCCAGUUUCUUUCCAUAGGUGACACAGAAGAAACGCAGCACCACAGCCCAGGCAAAGACGGCCGUGCAACGUAUCCCCCUCGCGCCGAUUCUUUGCAUGCAGGAGCCGAGAGAGGCGCGGUGGGGCCAGUGAGGGGAGAAGAGAUCUCUGCACUUGUGAGCGAGCCCAUCCCACCUUCAGCGGUACCAGCUUAUACGGCAGAUGUCAAAUAUGUUUCAAGGAUCAAGACUUUGGCGGAAACGGAGAAGCUCUUUGACGAGCUCACGCAUGAAAAACAACAGAUUGAGGCGCAGUUGAGCCGGAUACCUGGUACAGGAGUGAGAAUGACUCUGCAAGCAAGGUUAAAUCAGGAAGCCUUGGAAGAUCGCUUGGAAAGGAUCAAUAGAGAACUGGGGUCCAUCCGCAUGAUCUUAAAGAAAUUCCAUGUUUUGCGCACCUCUGCAAAUACCUGAAAUGUCUUUAUUUAAAUUCCAGAUGUCCUUUUGUUUGCACUAAAGCAUAAUAAUUAUGCACUCUGGAAAUGCAGCCCGUUUUGUAUUUUUGUAAAAAAAACAAAAACCCUCCAGCCCUUAUGCAAUCAUGUACCCCUUUACACACAGCAAUAUUUUGUAUUGAGUCACAUAUAUUUUAAGACCUAUUUUUCUUACACCUGAAGGAAUCAAUCUGUCAAUUCUGUAUUUUGCUACUUUUUAAGAAGUGUUUAUAGUUUUCCCCCCCUGAAAAUGAGGGACACGAAUUCUUUAUAAGAAUCAAGAAACAAAGAGACAGCUUCUUUUCAAAGGAUUAUCAUGUUGAAAUCGUUUUUGGCAGUGACCUCUGCUCAUCAUUUUUAUAGAGCAACAAACCUGUCUUGUAAAGUAAGAUAUGACAAAGUAUUGCGUUUUUUAUUCCCACUGAAUAUGACACACAGCUUCUUGUGACGUGAGCGCCAAUGUGACAUUCACAUUUUGUAACUUGU
Messenger RNA from Euleptes europaea (tarantolino), 4103 nucleotides. RefSeq names its product M-phase phosphoprotein 9 (gene MPHOSPH9). Gene Ontology annotation, cellular component: centriole. The coding region runs from base 49 to 3597 and encodes 1182 amino acids. The transcript is spliced from 24 exons. The record is from RefSeq and is a predicted model, not a curated record. Lineage: Eukaryota; Metazoa; Chordata; Lepidosauria; Squamata; Sphaerodactylidae.